AUGGGCGAGUUGACCGGCAAGCCGAGCACGUCAAAGGUGUGUCCCACAUGGCCAAUGGAUACCAGAUGCAAUUUUCAUAAUAUGUCCACAGUUAAGCAAGCAUGCUUUAUAUACGAAAGGGAUGGUAGCUCAUCUCGAGGAAGCUGGUGAAUUUGAUCCGGAAGUGGUAGAAAUUUGGUCCCAGGUAAUGAGAUCUUUCUUCCAAAAAGGUUCCUCAUUCCCGACAGCCGAAAUCUAAAACGAGUGAUCGUAGGUCGAACGCAAGAACUAUCCUCAGAGAUAUACGAACCCACGACCGUUCGCUAGCGGCGGUUGGCAUGUAGAGUGAGUAACCUCGUUUGCGCCUCAGGAACCUUCCAAUUUAACACACUCAGUCUUGGGUAUGAGAAAAUACCUGGGGACUAUUCAUCCCUCUAUUUAACUAAAGCUCCAAAAGAUGGAGACAAGUAUGACUGUGGAGGCGACACUCUCUGGGUCUCUGGAUAUGAACUCUACGACCAACUAUCGCCUCCUAUGAAGAAGAUGGUUGAUGGUUUGGACGCGGUCCAUAGUCGGGUUAGUCCUCGCUCCUGGGGCUAUGAACCGACGCUAACCCUUUCUCAUAGACCGUGAAGUUUCAGAAGCUAGCACAGGAACUUGGCUUCGAAUUGAAUACAGACCGCGGGGCACCCGAGAACAGGGGUAUCGACCUCGAGAGUUCUCAGUAAGUAGACCUCCGACUUUUAUUUCCCCAUACGAUAGCUGAUAUUUGAAUAGCCCUCUAGUUCGUACAAAUCCAGUCACGGGAUGGAAAUCACUCUACGGUGCCUCAGCUUCGCGUCCGGAAGAAUGGAUUGAAGGCGUAACCAAGGCUGAAUGUGAAAUGUUGAGGGACUAUUGUGAGGCCAUUUUCCUUUCACGUCUAUCCUGAGCGAGAUAGCUAACCAACACAUAACAGUCCACCAGCUUAAAGUGGAAAAUUACGAUCUUCAGGCUCGUUUCAAAUGGAAUGAAAAUGACCUAGCGGUCUGGGAUAAGUAAGCCACUCCAUUGACGAGGAGGAACCUGGAGCAAAAUCUAACUUUGAAUACUAGUCGGGCCACUCUCCACACAGCUACGUUGUAA
Clonostachys rhizophaga is the source of this 1104-nucleotide messenger RNA. The record is from the annotation of a GenBank genome assembly. NCBI's taxonomy places the organism in Eukaryota, Fungi, Ascomycota, Sordariomycetes, Hypocreales, Bionectriaceae.